This is a messenger RNA of Lactuca saligna, 303 nucleotides long. The record is from the annotation of a GenBank genome assembly. Lineage: Eukaryota; Viridiplantae; Streptophyta; Magnoliopsida; Asterales; Asteraceae.
AUGAUGUUUCAUAGGUGCUCCCUGGUUAUAAACAGGUAUGAAUAUGAUUUACACUUCCAGUUCACAUUGUAUCCAUUUCUGGAGAGGAUAUUUGGCCCUAUAGUAAUAGCUCGGAUUGCAGGAGUUGUGUCUAUACCACUACUCACGAGUUAUCCAUUCAUAGCCAUGUUGACUGGAUUUGCUCUCUCGUUGACUUUAAAUAGUGCAUCCAUUAUAAAGAAUGUUUUAUAUGUAUCCAUCAUAACGGGGACAUUCAUGCUGCAAAAUAAAGUUGUGCUAAUCUUCACCUCCUCAGUUCUAUAG